Messenger RNA from Capsicum annuum, 354 nucleotides. RefSeq lists its product as uncharacterized. The record is from RefSeq and is a predicted model, not a curated record. The transcript has 2 exons. Bases 1 to 354 code for a protein of 117 amino acids. NCBI's taxonomy places the organism in Eukaryota, Viridiplantae, Streptophyta, Magnoliopsida, Solanales, Solanaceae.
AUGGAAUUCACUAAAGCACUAUAUGAUCUGAGGGCAAGUGUUAACUUCAUGCCAUUGACUAUUUAUAAAAAUUUGGGCCUGGGGAAUCCCACACCUACCAACAUGAGACUGGUGAUGGCCGACAGAUCAGUAAAGCGACCUGUUGGCAUUCUGUAUAAUAUGUUGGUAAAGGUCUCAAAUUUCAUAUUCCCUACAGACUUUGUCAUUCUGGACUGCGAGGUGGACUUUGAGGUAAAUGAUAAAGAGGAACAAUUUGAUAUGGGCAAAUCAGUGAAGCAGCAUGAGAAAAUGUGUGUGCUCUUAGUGGUUGAUGUGUAUUUUGAGGAAGAACAAGAUAUGGUCAAAACUGAAUAG